UAUAUAUAUUAUAUUUAAUUUCCGUCUUUUACAUGAAGCGAAUGCUGGUUAGUUUAAGAAUCAAUCGCCACAUACCUGUAUUAUUAUGGUUUGUGCCACAAACACAUACUUCCGGUUUUCUUCCUGGAUGUCCUGCGCAGGCGGGCUUUUUGUUUUGCCCACAUCGUCGACAUGGAGUUUAACGAGUCUGUUCUAGCAGAACGCACCGACCAAGCUAAGGUUGUCGAUGAGAAGGAGCACCAACGAUGGACGAGCUUCCAUUGCAAACAUUGUAACACGGUGCUGGGGGACUCCCUGGCUGUGUGCGGAGAAUUGCCGUCCUUGGACGCCAUCUUGUGUCUCCGAGUCACCAGUGAUGUGCUGCUUAGUAGUGACAUGGAGUGUGGACAUAAAGGGGACAUGGCUAACUGCAUCUUCAGCAGCGUGAGGUGUGGCGAGUGUGGCGUCACGGUGGGCAGGGUGAUCCACGCGGCUCCUCCACGCUUGGCGAUGGUGCGCUCCUUGUUCCUGCUCCACAAAGCAAGCAUCAGAUGUUACACGCUGGGCAGCGGCUCCAUGAUGAAGGCCUCGUCCGUCUCUUUCGACCUGGAGCCUCUCGGCGAUGAGCUCGGCGAGCUGAGGAAGCAGUUUGAAGCCGGCUUCGAUCAUGUGACUCGCGUCAAAAGCUGCCUGAAGGACAACGCCGACGUCAGCCGCCGGUAGAGCGCCACCGUGAGCGCUUGUUUAUCUUUUGUUCCUGUUUGCAUCUUUGCUGGCAACACCGACAUAGCUUGCUAAUGUACUCGUGUCGGAGCGCUAACACCAUGCUACGCUGUUUAGCAGCAGCAGCAGCGUCAUGCUAGGUUAGCGCUGUCGCUGAAGAAAAAGUCAUCCAUCAAAAAAAAAAAAAAAAAACACGCCUGAAUCAGACGCACAGUUACGCCUGGUGCAUUGCUCCAUAGAACAACGGCAUGAACAGAGUGAGCCCUUUUAUUUUACACAGGGAGAAGGGGGGGUGAUGCUAAUGUGUUCGUGUUCAAGUGCUCUGUUUCCUGCCACGUUAGAAAUAAAAGCUACUUUAUUCUUGGAAGGAUAAUACUCUCAUAAGUGGAAUACUUUAUUCUCAACAAUAGCCACGUUUACAUGAGGAGCUUUUCCACUUUCCGAAUGGAAUCUUUCCGAAAGUAAUGGUAUACAUGGAAAGGAAUAUUCCAAUCGCGUGUCUACAUUCGCCGGGAACAUUCAUUCAUUUUCUACUGCUUUUUGCCCAGCUGUCUUCGGGCGAGAGGCGGGGUACACUCUGGACUGGUGGCCAGCCAAUCACAGGGCACAUAUAAACAAACAACCAUUCACACUCACAUUCAUACCUAUGGACAAUUUGGAGUGGCCAAUAUAUAUAGUAAACCUCGGAUAUAUCGGAUAUAUCCGAGGUUUACUGUAUAUUCAUUCGGAUUGGCGCUUUUUGAGCAAAUAACCCGAAUAGAAUUGGAAUAUUUAGGUCCAUGUAUACGUGGCUAUUGUACUACUUUUAUUCUCAUGUACCCUGGUGUCCGGUUGGUAAAAAAACUAGGAAGCAGUAAGGAACCCCACCAAGGCUGGUUCUGUGGCACCAUGCUGCCAUAGAAUAUUUAUUGAUAUUCUUCUUAUUGCUGAAAUUGUUGUAUUGUUGUGUCAUACAGAACCUUUGAAGAACAUACAGUAGCAUGCCCGUUUUGGAGUGCAUAGUUUUUACAAGGUCAACAAAAUCUCAUGUUCUUGCUUUUAGCAGCGUAUAAGCACACUUUGUUUUGUUUUUUGUUUGUUUGGGGGGGGGCUACAGUUGGCUUGCUACCGUGACACACAAGCAUCCCGUUCACAUGACAUAGUUGGAAAUUAUUAUUGCAUGCAUUACAAUCAUGUAUGCUAAAUCAUGCAUAUAUAAUAUAUAUAUAUAUGUGUGUGUGUGUGUUUCCAGACGCUACUAAAUGCCUACUUGCUUGACGUGUUUUGCGUUACACGUAUAUUUUUCAAGUGCAAGUCCACACAAAGUGCAUCUUUUCCAAAACAAUCAAGAGUGUUUGUACAGUCAAACAAACAGCCAAAGGAUUAGAAAGCAGUCUGGAAAGCCAAGCAUCCACCUGAAAAGGUGGGAAUUCUAAGAACGCUACACUCAUGCACAAUUAUUGCAUCAUUAGCAUUCCUACUACAGUAGCUAAUCCUGUACAAUUGUAUGGAUUCAUCUGCUAACAACACCAUGGCACCGUAGUAUUAUAAACAGAAACAUGCAGCGAUUCAUGGCUGGGGGAAAGGAGGGUAUUUAUACCACGUGACACGGUUCUCUUCUCCAAUUGGUCAACGUGAGAACCUAAACAGGAAGAACGUCGGAGUCGCAAGAGAAGCGGUAAAAAAAUGUGUCGUUUGUCAUCUAACAAGAAGAUCCGAAAAACGAACUCCUCACGUAAGACGCUACACUCGGUAAUGAGAAUAAAGCUAGCAUUCACAUGAUUAGCAUGUCUAAAUUCGUGCUUCCGGUGACGUGCUAGGUUACGUACUGCUAGAACGUCCGAAUCAUUGUUGAAAUUGUCAAUAAAGGACAACGUUUCUUCGGUACGAAUCUUUCUCUCACUGCUCUCAACGUAUUCCGAUGGAAAAGAGAAUGCCGUCUAAUUGGGACGCAUUGAGGUACGCUGGGAUUUUUUUUUAAUUACAUUUUUUUAUAUCGUAACCGUGUUGGCAGGAACCGAAACACUAACCAAUUGUUGUCAGAUAAAAAGGCGAAAUGAUUAAAUAAAAAGUCGAGUUUAUUUAGAUUUAAAAAGUCACAUUGCAAAAAAAAAAUAAUGCGAUACAAACUGUGCACUCUGCACAUGCGCAGUUUGUAUGACAUUUUGACUUAAUGACUUUAGCUUGAAAUAAAGAUGUUGUAGACUUUAUCUCAUAGUUUUAAUCCCUUAAUUUUAAUUUAUCUUGUCAAAAAUAUAAAAAAUAUGCCUUUUUAUCUGAUAAUUGUCAUUUUUAUGACAAAGUGGAAGUUUUAUUUUCAUAAUUUCACCUUCUAUGCCAUCAUAAUGACUUUUUGACUCUUGCGUCCACGUGACCAAUGUUUU
Messenger RNA from Doryrhamphus excisus (bluestripe pipefish), 3065 nucleotides. RefSeq names its product opa interacting protein 5 (gene oip5). NCBI's taxonomy places the organism in Eukaryota, Metazoa, Chordata, Actinopteri, Syngnathiformes, Syngnathidae. Gene Ontology annotation, biological process: chromosome segregation; CENP-A containing chromatin assembly. The record is from RefSeq and is a predicted model, not a curated record. Gene Ontology annotation, cellular component: nucleus; chromatin; chromosome, centromeric region.